AUGCUCAAGGAGCGCACCUUGGGCAACAGCGUCUCUCGCCUCCGUGCCUCCCUGGUGGAGCAGCACUCCAGGGACUGGAUGCAGCGCUCCAUCGCCUACCUGUCUGUGCUCCGCAAGCUGAGGGGACCCGGAGCGGCCCGGAAGGACGACGUGUCCCUGCCGACCUUCGCAAGGCUGGACGAGACCAAGGCCAGGGUGAUGUCGAUCUUCGGAGACAUCCUAAAGAUGGACUCCACCAAGAAGAUCGCCAAAAAGCUUGCGGGCGCCGCCGCCGGUUCUGCCGCCUGGAUGACCAACGUUGGCAACGAGUACGGGCAGGUGCUCGUGUCCGUUCUCACCUCGGCCGAGGGGGAGGGACUGACCAACAUGGCGGCCGGCCUGAUGCGGCGGUACCGGGAAGCCGGGAAGGCCCGUCCGAGGGUCCUGUAUGUGGACCGGGACUGCUGUGCCGCCGUGGGCAAUUCUGCCACGCACGGCAUGUACCACGAGUGGCAGGAGCUGGUGGUGCGGCUGGACGUGUGGCACCUCAUGCGGCGCUUCGCGAGGGGCGUCACCACCGACAGCCACCAGCUCUACGGCCUCUUCAUGGACCCAGAGGGGGUGGAGCUGUACACCAAGACGGGAGAGAUCACCAAGGGUGGUGUGAGGCUCCCCGUCUUCCGGUGCGCUCGCGGCUCCACCUCCCUCGAGUCCUUCCACCUGCACCAGUGCCGCUUCGUUCCGGGUACCACCUCUAGGGAACUCUUGGGGGAGGAGUACCUGUACUCCCAGUCGGGCGCUGUGCUGCAGCCGGAUCCCGACCCUCUGGAUGGGGCCGAGGAGGAAGAGGCCCCCGCCGAUGACGGCUUCGAGGAGGAGGAGCAGCCGAAGGAGGAGCCAGAGGAGAUCCGUCUCCUGGCACACCACAGCGCCCUGCUCCAGGAGCCCUGCGGUGUGCUCCAGGUCGAUGCCACCUUGGGAUCGCCCCUUUCCGAGGUGGAGGAGGAGGAAGUGAGUGGCAGUCGCCUGUCCACAUUUCAUAUCGGCCGCGGUGUUUGCGUGCGGCGUCUCAUCGUGUGCCGUGUGUGCGUUUUCUUUCAGGACGUCGUCGGGCCGGACGGUCAGCCCGGGUACCACCACGCGGUGGCCCUGGCCCACGGCCUCGUGGAGCUGCGUCACCACGCCUUCGUCACCGCCCGUCAGACCAGAGGCAUCAUCGCUCUCUGGGAGAGGCUGACGGAGCGGGACAAGGCGCCGGUGACCUUCCCCCCCCGCCACCAGGACCGGCUGGCUAAAGGUCGGUUCAAGACCAGCAACCGCCACGCCCACAUCCCGGGAGUGGACAGUGUGAAGCGUGUCGUCGUGGGUAAGGGUGCGGGAGCGGCACAGUACCCAAGCCUCAGCAGGGUCGUCGAGGCCAUCAUGUUGGAGCUGUGCCGCGUCCACAGCGGCGACGCCAAGACCAUCGCCGGGGCACGCCUCAACCGCUGGGGUGCCGUCAUGAGGGACUACAAAUUGAUCCAGGACAACGUGGUCAACUGUCCUGCCCUCAUGGCGAGCACCCGCAUCCAGCUGUACGACGUGAACCAGCGGACCCUGUCCAUGUGGCAAAACACCAGGGAAAAAAGCAUGAUGAGGGACACCCUCUCCCUCGCAGUCCCGGGGCCCAGCGCUCCCCAGACUGCAGCGGAGCCCCUGUCGGCCCCACGGACUCUGCUGCAGCAGCCCCAGCAGCCAGACCAGCCCCUCCAGCACCGCCUGCCCGCGGAUGCCUCUGGUCUGGCUGCAACGAUCAGAGGGCCGCUGGCCCCGGAGCUCUACGACCUCGUCGUGAAGCAGCAGAGUGCCGCCGCCACCGCCGCCGCCGCCACCGCCCCCCCGGACCUCAGCCCGCUCUCAGCCGCGGCCACCGCUCCAGCCAUUGCCGCUCCGGCCGUCGCCAUUGGUGGAGCCAUGUCCCGCACCACUGCCUGGAGGCACAGGGUCCUGGAGGAGAAGGAGCGUCGUGCCCGUGGGCCGACGGAGGAACGGUGGAGCAGUGGCGCCGUGAUCGGCUGA
Gadus macrocephalus (Pacific cod) is the source of this 2037-nucleotide messenger RNA. RefSeq lists its product as uncharacterized. The transcript is spliced from 8 exons. Bases 1 to 2037 code for a protein of 678 amino acids. The record is from RefSeq and is a predicted model, not a curated record. NCBI's taxonomy places the organism in Eukaryota, Metazoa, Chordata, Actinopteri, Gadiformes, Gadidae.